AUGUUCAAGCGACCUUUUUACUUUUCACUCGCGGCAACUUUUGCCUACAUAGCAUAUUUAUAUGCCGGAACUUCAACACAGAGUGAAGAAAAUCACGUCGCGAAAAAGAUUGGAGAAUGGCGUGGAAAGAAUAACACUGUCUUAUUUGUCACUAAUAGUGAACAUGGAUUUGCAAAUGUCUUUUUGGCGACUAGUCAUGCUUUACUCACGGAGUACAAUGAUCUCGAUAUCCAUUUCGCAACGUUUGACAAACUAAAGGAUGACAUUACUUCCAUCUCUGAUUUCGCACUAAAAACGGGAAGUGAAAGAACUAUUACUUUCCACGAAUUGAAAGGUCCAUCAUACAAGAAAUCUUUGAACGGUGGUGGUUUCAACGUUGAUUUGGCGAUCAACUAA
Molecule: messenger RNA, 396 nt
Organism: Botrytis byssoidea
Lineage: Eukaryota; Fungi; Ascomycota; Leotiomycetes; Helotiales; Sclerotiniaceae
Exons: 1
Coding region: 1-396 (131 amino acids)
Source: RefSeq, a predicted model, not a curated record